AUGGCUAAACAUCUUUCACUCCACCUUCUCAUUCUCCUUCUUCUCCAUGCCACCACAUCCAUGGCUGUUCAUCAUAUUGAAACUGGGGCCAAUGAACUAUCUUUCACUUACUAUGCCAAGUCUUGUCCCACCAUGGAAGCCGUUGUUCACAACAAAGUAGCUCAAUGGAUCAAAACAGACCUCACUCUUGCACCAGCCAUCAUCAGACUUCACUUCCAUGACUGUGCUAUAAGAGGUUGUGAUGCAUCCAUUCUACUUAACCAUGCUGGGAGUGAGAGGCUAGCAAAAGGUAGCAGAACUCUAAGAGGGUUCAAUGUGAUCAAUGAUAUCAAGCAAGAGUUGGAAAGGAGAUGCCCCAAGACUGUUUCAUGUGCUGACAUUCUCACUUCUGCUGCUAGAGAUGCCACUCUUAAGGUUGGAGGUCCAUUUUGGGAGGUCCCUUAUGGUAGGAAAGAUGGCCGUGUAUCAAAGGCUAAGGAAGCUGAACUGGUUCCCAUGGGCCAUGAGAACAUCACACAGCUCAUUGACUUCUUUCAAGCCAGAGGCUUGAACCCACUUGACCUUGUUGUGCUUUCAGGAUCACACACCAUUGGACGAAGCACAUGUAGCUCCUUUCAGAACAGACUUUAUAACUUCACAAGCAAAGGGAAACCAGACCCAACCAUUGAUCCAAAAUAUCUCAAGUUCUUGAAGAAGAAAUGCAGAGGUUCAACUAUGUCAAAGUACGCCCCUCUUGAUGCUACUACACCAACUAAGUUUGAUGCUGUGUAUUAUGAGAAUUUAGAGAGGAGGAUGGGGUUGUUGUCCACUGAUCAGUUGUUGUAUUCUGAUAUGAGGACUGCACCCAUUGUUGCUGCACUUGCUUCACAGCCAAUGCUUUUCUCUCAGCAGUUUGCAGUGUCUAUGGUGAACCUUGGGAAUGUUCAAGUGCUCACUGGAAACCAAGGGGAGAUCAGAACCAACUGCAAUUUUGUUAACCUUUGA
Dioscorea cayenensis subsp. rotundata (Guinea yam) is the source of this 984-nucleotide messenger RNA. Its product is annotated as peroxidase 7-like. The transcript has 4 exons. Gene Ontology annotation, biological process: hydrogen peroxide catabolic process; response to oxidative stress. Lineage: Eukaryota; Viridiplantae; Streptophyta; Magnoliopsida; Dioscoreales; Dioscoreaceae. The record is from RefSeq and is a predicted model, not a curated record. Gene Ontology annotation, molecular function: peroxidase activity; heme binding. Bases 1 to 984 code for a protein of 327 amino acids.